AUGGAUAUGAUUGAGCUAGAAUGCAGAAAACGAGUCUUUUGGUGUGCAUACACCCUCGAUAAUUACUUAAGUGCAGCCUUGGGAAGGCCUCGGACUUUCCACGAGGAUGACAUAGACCAAGAACUUCCGAGCUGUGUCAACGACUCGGAUUUGACUUCAAGACAUAUCCAUGUUGACAAGUCAAAGGCCCAGUCAAUCAUGAUGGCACCCAUCGCUCAUGGGAUGUUAGCUCAGAUAAUCAGCCACAUUCUUCGAGAUCUCUACUCCAUCCGCCCGCCGCCAUCCACUGUUCGUCUUUCUCUAGCAGACAAGUAUUGCAAAGAUCUCGAUGAGUGGCGUACAAAAUUUAGCGGUUUUCUAGAUGCUAAGGGCGUAGAUACAUCUCUAUUGAUACCCCUGUUUCAACGCCAACGAAAUGUUUUAAACCUCUCAUAUUGGCAUGCACUGAUCUUGAUUCACCGACCCUUCUUGUUGCGAGAUUUUGCCAGUCUUUACAAAAGGAAUUCACAUCCCUCGGCCGGCAAUGAUAUAAGCAAAAAUGUCACAAGUUGUUUACAGGCUGCAAUGGAAAUUACUAACAUUGUUCAUCAUUUAAUGGAGACUGGACAAAUGUAUCAGGCAUUUUGGUUCACUCACUACUUUGCAUUCUGUGCAGUGGUGGUGCUCUAUGUGUACACAAUUCAACACCGAUAUCUCCCUCGAGAAGAAUAUGUCAGGUAUUUCGAAGCUGCUGCUCGCUGUCAUUUACAGAUUUCGUCUAGGGCCAAAAAUGAAUCUUUGGCGCAAAGAUAUAGCGUAGUUCUUGAGGAACUGAGACUUGAGGCUAUCACAGACCGUCAGGAGCAGCGGAAGACUUACGGAUCUCAGGCCAUCCAGACAUCAGGUAGCUCCCACCACCCAAAUCGGGAAGACCGCGUUGCUUUAUCCAGCGCGGUCUCCGGUUUCGUGAACAAUGGUGUUACCACUGCUCGGUCAAUCGACGGUGCUGAUGGCGAUUAUGUCGAGUCAAGUCCCUCUGUAACUAUGGAUCCUCUCACCAGCUGGGGUGAAUUUGAUUCUUUGACAAUUCCAGAUGUUCCUCUACUUGCAUAUCCCGGUAGCUUGAGAGGACGAUCAGAUUAUGUUCACUACACAGCGAGGGAUCUGGAUCGAUUUGCUGACCACGGUGCAAAUACAUACUCAUCUAUCGGACUCAUUCCAAAUUCAAAUAAGGAUGCUGAAGCAGAAGUUGUUGCCCUUUUAGCGCCGUCAAAUCUGGAUUAUGUCGCUACUAUCUUCGCCUUGACGCGUGUGGGAUUUGCAGUCUUGUUGCUUUCUAAUAGGUUAGCACUGGAAGCAUACAUUUCUCUUCUCAAGAAGACAAAAUGUAAACGUAUUGUCGCUUCAGAAAAUCACUACGAAGUCGUCAAAUCAAUCCAAGCUGAGCUUGAAGUGUCUCAAUAUCCCUUGUUGAAGCAAUCCCAAUACGACAUCAAAGCUCCAUUAACUCCCCGAUUUUCUCGAUCAUUGGGAACUGUUGCAGAUUCAACGCGCAAUUCUUUUAUUAUCCAUUCAUCCGGUUCAACAGGACUUCCAAAACCCAUUUUUCAAACGCACGCAGCGUGUCUUUCCAACUACUCAAGUAGCUUCGGCUAUCGGGCAUUUUUGACAUUGCCUUUGUAUCACAACCAUGGACUUUCAUCUUUUUUCAGAGCGAUUUACUCGGGGAAAGAAAUCUCCAUGUUCAAUGCCAAUUUGCCGUUGACGGGAAAUAAUUUAAUUGAAGGAAUGAAUGCAGUAAACCCGGAAAGUUUCCAUGGUGUGCCUUAUGCACUGAAGCUACUCGCGGAAUCUGAAAGUGGAAUCGAAGCUUUGCGAAAAUGCAAGUUAGUCUUAUUUGGGGGCAGUAGCUGUCCCGAUGAUCUUGGAGAUCGUCUAACACAAGCUGGUGUUUACUUGGUUGGUCAUUAUGGCGCUACUGAAAUAGGCCAGCUCAUGACGUCUUUCCGCCCACAAGAAGAUAAAGCAUGGAACUAUGUUCGACCUUUACCAUCAUGUGUUCCGUACAUUCAAAUGGUACCACGAGCAGCCAAUACAUUCGAAUGUGUGGUGUUGGAUGGUUUACCGUCAAAGGUCACCUCAAAUUCUCAAGACCCACCUAAUUCUUUCAAAACAAGUGAUUUAUUCACCCCUCAUCCUUCGAUUCCAAAUGCUUGGAAAUAUCUUGGGCGACUAGAUGAUCGUGUUACACUAGUGAACGGAGAAAAAGUUCUUCCAAUUACAUACGAACAUCAGGUCAGAGAGCACGAACUCAUAAAAGAGGCCUGUGUGUUUGGUGUUGGUCGAGCAUUUCCUGGCCUGAUCAUUGUUCCAAGUGAGAAAGCGACUGGUUUAAGCAAAGAAACCCUACUGGAAACGCUCUGGCCAGUGGUAGUUGCGGCAAAUUCGAGAGUCGAAGGGUUCAGCCAGAUUUCUAAAGAGAUGGUACAUAUUUUGGAUGUCGGUGUUGACUAUCCCUGCACGGACAAAGGAACCAUGAUUCGACCUGCUUUCUACAAGAAAUUCGAAGAUUUGAUAGAUUCUAUGUAUCAAAGCUUCGAGAAGCCACUAGAUGUUUCGAGCGGUGCCCUCCAGUUGAAUCGAGAAGAAUUAGAAGAGUUUUUGCUUGCUGUUUUCAAAGAACGAAUUGGGAUUCAGAAUCUCGAGAAAGACACCGAUUUUUUCGAGGCAGGAGUUGAUAGCUUACAAGCAAUCGCAGCACGUGGCACCAUACUGCGAGAAAUUGAUCUAGCUUCAGGGGUACCAAGUCAAAAUGUAGUCUUUGAAUAUCCGAAUGUUCAAGCAUUAGCCGAACAUUUGGAUGCUCUUCGAGGGGGCAAGGCGUCGGAGCAGAAGGACGAGAUCAAGGUCAUGGAGGAACUGAUCAAAAAAUACUCCCACUUCGACCAACAUAUUCCUGGCUCCAGAAUCGUAGAUGGAGAGACAAUUAUUUUGACUGGUGCUACCGGCUCACUUGGCGCGCAUGUUCUCUCUCAACUGAUCCAGAAAGAAUCGGUCAAAGCGGUCUACUGUCUUGUUCGAGCUAGCGACAACGAACAAGCAGAGGAAAGAGUUCGAAAGAGUCUUUCAAGCAAGAAGUUGUCACUCUCGACAUUCUCGAAAGUGCAUUGUCUUCCUUCAGAUCUUAGUGGCCCAAAUCUUGGUCUCGAGUCUUCCGUAAUUCAGACAUUGCGGGAUAAUUUAACAACGGUCAUCCAUUGUGCGUGGGCUGUAAAUUUCAAUCUGGGUGUCCAAAGUUUCGAAUCUCAUCAUAUUAGAGGAACUGUGAACCUGCUAAAUUUGUGCCUUACUGUUCGCACUGCCUCCCCGGCUAAGUUGUUCUUUUGCUCUUCAAUAUCAGCGGCUGCGGGCACACCUUUGCCGGCUACAAUCGAAGAAACAUACAUCACAAAUUUGAAUCAUGCCCAAAAUAUGGGAUAUGCCCGAUCAAAGUUGGUUACAGAAACUUUAAUAGGACAAGCUGCCAAACAGACUGGAAUGCAAGCAAAGGUAUUGAGAACACCUUCUUGGUUACCCGUAGAUAUUGUUGCUCAAGCGGUUCUGGAACUUGCUGGUUUGCAGGAGUCCUCUUCAAACGAGUCCACGCAAGACUCGGAUCCAGAAGACAUCGUCUACCACGUGCAAAACUCCCACACAUUCUCCUGGACCAAUGACCUGCUACCUGCAUUAAAGGCUGCAGGGUUGGAGUUCAGUGUUGUCGGCCAGAGAGAAUGGGUUAAGCUACUAAGGGAAGGCGAGCAAGAUCCGGAUAAGAACCCAACGAUAAAACUUCUGGAUUUUUUCACGGAGAAGUAUGAUAAUGAUAGACCCGGACGACAGGGACUCGUAUUUCAAACAGAAAAAACCGGCGAAAAAUCUGUGGCUAUUAAAAAUGGAUAUGAUAUUGUGGGUAGUGGUAUAGUCAAGAAAAUUGUUGAUAGUUGGAGGAAGGAAUGGUGA
Messenger RNA from Sclerotinia sclerotiorum 1980 UF-70, 3978 nucleotides. RefSeq lists its product as hypothetical. Gene Ontology annotation, molecular function: sequence-specific DNA binding; zinc ion binding; phosphopantetheine binding. The transcript is spliced from 9 exons. Gene Ontology annotation, biological process: positive regulation of transcription by RNA polymerase II; DNA-templated transcription. Gene Ontology annotation, cellular component: nucleus. Lineage: Eukaryota; Fungi; Ascomycota; Leotiomycetes; Helotiales; Sclerotiniaceae. The record is from RefSeq and is a predicted model, not a curated record. Bases 1 to 3978 code for a protein of 1325 amino acids.